AUGCUGAAACCUCAAAUAAUUCAUGAUCAUACCUCACCAAUAACAUUAUUUUCUUGGCAAAAGCCAUUCUUCUCUGGCAAUGGAUGCAUAACCACUUCUUCUUCUUCUAGUUCCAACAAUUUUGGCCGAAAAGCGACUUCAGUAAAAAAGACCUUAAAGGUUAACAAGAUUCGCAAUGGCCUCCGGGAUGAUGAUGCAUCUAGAACUAGGGCACCGGCGGUUUACAAUACCAAAACGGUCGCCUCCACUGAAAAGAGUACACGUGUUAAGGCGAUUGUCACCGUUCAAUCGCCGACGGUGGAAGGAGUGGUGGCGAAUGUAGGUUUAGGUCUAACAAAAGGAUUGGAUGAUAUAACUGACGUCUUCGUCGGAGGUGUCCAAUUAGAACUCGUUGCUGCUGAACUUGACAAUAACGAGAAGCCGACCCUCAAGGCGCUAGGGAAAUUAAGCAAAAAUUCAAUGAAGGAGAUGGUGUAUGAGGCGGAUUUCGACAUAUCGGAGGAAUUCGGGGAAGUUGGAGCAAUAUUGUUUGAGAAUGAGCACCAUUCUGAAAUGUUUGUUAAGGAGAUUGUCUUGGAUGGGUUCUUAACUGGACCUGUUACUUUUAGCUGUGAGUCUUGGGUUGCUACCAAAUCUCAAGCUAAAGGAGAGAAGAGAAUUUUCUUCAGCACCAAGUCGUAUGUACCAUCUGAAACUCCAAGUGGACUGAAGAGAUAUAGGAAAAAGGAGAUUGAAAACCUUAGAGGAGAUGGAACGGGAGAACGAAAGACUUGGGAUAGAAUUUAUGAUUAUGAUGUGUACAACGAUCUUGGCGACCCCGAUAGCAAUCCAGAUUUGGCUCGACCAGUUCUUGGUGGUAAUAAACAAUAUCCUUACCCAAGACGCUGCAGGACUGGCCGGCCUAAAUCCAAGAAAGAUCCCUUAUCUGAAUCAAGGAGUAACAAUGUGUAUGUCCCAAGAGAUGAACAAUUCUCGGAAAUAAAGGGUGGAACGUUUACGACAACCACAGCCUACUCAUUGUUGCACGUAAUAGCCCCAGCACUUGAGGGUAUUAUCGAGAACAGGGACCAGGGUUUUCCUUAUUUUACAGAAAUUGAUUCCCUUUUCAACGAAGGAAUUCACAUCCCAUCGGUGAAUGAGACCCUUUUCGACGUUAUUCCAAACCUUCUCAAAGCUAUGGCCGACACUGGAAAUCAUGUCUUGCUCUUCGAGACUCCCCAAUUUGUCGACAGGGAUAAAUUUGGAUGGCUGAGAGAUGUGGAAUUUUCUCGUCAAACCCUAGCUGGUUUAAAUCCAUGUUGCAUCGAGUUGGUGAAGGAGUGGCCAUUGAAAAGCAAACUGGACCCAAAGGUGUAUGGACCCGCAGAGUCAGCCAUCACAACAGAACUGGUUGAGCAACAAAUUAAAGGUGUUUUCACCGUUGAAGAGGCCCUGAAACAAAAGAAGCUGUUCAUGUUGGAUUAUCAUGACAUACUUUUACCAUAUGUGGAGAGAGUAAGAAAACAGGAAGGCACAACACUAUAUGGAUCAAGGACUCUAUUUUACUUGACCCCUGAUAAUACAUUGACUCCUGUUGCCAUAGAACUAGUUUGCCCUCCAAUUGAUGGAAGGCCUCAAUAUAAGGAAGUUUUCACACCUACUUGGAGUUCAACUCGUAUGUGGCUAUGGAAGCUUGCUAGAGCACAUGUGCUUGCUCAUGACUCUGGUAUUCACCAGUUAGUUAGUCACUGGUUGAGGACUCAUUGCUGCACGGAACCCUACAUUAUCGCGAGCCAUCGCCAGCUUAGCGAAAUGCAUCCAAUCUACCGGUUGUUGCAUCCUCACUUCCGAUACACAAUGGAGAUCAAUGCCUUGGCUCGUCAGUCGCUGAUUAAUGCUGGUGGAAUCAUUGAACAAUCAUUUUCUCCACUCAAGUAUUCUAUUGAGCUCAGCUCUGUUGCUUAUGAUAAGUUGUGUCAAUUUGAUCUCCAAGCAAUGCCAGCUGAUUUAAUCCACAGUGGAAUGGCAGAGCCAGAUCCAACUCCAGAGGAUCCAGAUAAUUUAAAGCUAACAAGAUACCUAAAAGAAUGGGUAACAGCUUAUGUGAAACACUAUUAUCCUGGACCAGAAUCAAUACAAUCUGAUGAAGAACUUCAGGCCUGGCCAACCAUUGCGAGAACCACAAUGCCAACUGAAGAUCAAAGUAAGGAGAGAUGGGAUCUAUUCAUGAGGCGGCCCGAGGGCGAGCUCUUGUCUUGCUUCCCUUCACAAUUUCAGGAAUGUAUAAUUCUUAUUACAGCAGCAGGAAUGUGUAAGAAUAUUCGAACCUGUCACUUUGGCACUGAAUUCUCUAAGCAUUUCCGAAAAAUGGCGUACUCUCUAUACCUGCCGUUCAUCCACCGUCGACGCCAACGGAUCACGCUGAAGGCUGCAACACUGGAUGCUACUUCCACCAUCCGUGUUGAGGGCUGCAGAUCUGGAGCUUUUAAUCCAGAUCUGAAUGUGGCAUAUCCGGCCGCUGCUCCGAUGCCAAUCGAGAGGAACUCCACAUCGACCUCGCGCUCCACUGCCCGAUUUUCAGAUCCGGUAGUCCCAGUCGUCGGUCAUCGAUCCAAACGAUGCGUCCCUAGCCUGGAUCUCCAUCUGUUACAAAGCGGCAUCACCGGCUCUGUAGAGAGUUACAGAUUUGUCUUCAGAUCUGAAGAACAGUCACUGUUCUCCACCCGCGUGGCCGACCAGAUUCACGGCGCCGUUGCCAUUGCUGACGGAAGAAGCCCGCUGCGUUGAAAUUGGCCGGUCCAUUCAAGUCAGCCGGUCCAUCCGGUUUUCGUAGAUCGGAUUCACUAUAGAACCGGCCAGCCUUGGUUCGGUUAACAUUAGCAGACCAGUCCCUACCGGUUUGUUGGUAUCUUUUUAAACAAACCAAAUUGAAUUAUAUUGUUAUUUAUAUGUGUGUUUUAUUGCGGUAACUUAGGAAUUAUAUUUUGGUGACCCUGUUAGGAACAACAGUUUCUGUUUUCAUAUAUAUCACUCAUAGGUCUGGAUACUCC
This is a messenger RNA of Oldenlandia corymbosa var. corymbosa, 3029 nucleotides long. The record is from the annotation of a GenBank genome assembly. NCBI's taxonomy places the organism in Eukaryota, Viridiplantae, Streptophyta, Magnoliopsida, Gentianales, Rubiaceae.